AUGACUACAGAGGAGUCUCAGCUUGCGCUUCGAGUGUACAAAUGGGCAAAGCGCAAAAAGAUGCACCCGACUACGAUGAUGACGCUACUCGAGUACGGUCUUGGCAUCCCGGUGGAACGGCCCCUCAUUCCAGAUGUAAGAUUCGACUUCAACAUACGUGAUGUUGACGCGCACAUGUCGUUCCGUGGGGUUCUGCAACUGUCAUCCUUGCUGGGCGUUCCUAAUGUCGUUAUCACUACCAACCGAGAUCGUAUGGUGGGUGUGGAGGCCAUAGCCAUUUUGCUCCGACGUCUCCGGUACCCCAUCACGUACUACGACAUGUUGUCAAUGUUUGGCCGGUGUCGCGAACAACUCUGCCGCAUUUUCAACUACAUGGUGGCCUUUGUGUAUCAGCAGUGGGGAGACGUCAUUUACUGCAACAAACAAACUGUACGCUCCCGUAUUGCCAGCUAUGCUACUGCCGUUUCGAACAAGGGCUCACCAUUUGCCAGUGCGAAUGGUGCAGAGGGUUUGAACCUCCAAAAGCGAAUUUAUUCGGGCCACAAACGCAUGUACUGCCUCAAUGUUCAAGGUUUGACCACCCCGGACGGCCUGUGCAUCCACUUUUUGGGUCAUUGGAGGGUAGCCGACAUGACGUAA
This is a messenger RNA of Aphanomyces astaci, 639 nucleotides long. RefSeq lists its product as hypothetical. NCBI's taxonomy places the organism in Eukaryota, Oomycota, Saprolegniomycetes, Saprolegniales, Verrucalvaceae. The coding region runs from base 1 to 639 and encodes 212 amino acids. The record is from RefSeq and is a predicted model, not a curated record. The transcript has 2 exons.